AUUAGCAGUGGGAGCUACAACCUCUCCACUGCAACGACAGGAAGUUACUAUAGCUGUGUCAGCCAGAUCACCAUAGGUUAUGAUGUUGCUGGGCCAGUGGCUAUUGGGUUAUCCCACUGGAAGAACCCAUAUGCUCAAGGUGGACCUCCACUGUCAUCCGAUCUGCCUCUUUUCAUCUCCAAAGAUGCAGGCAUUCCUGUGUAUCAUCGCUCUUUUACUCGAAAGACUGACUUAGCGACCCCUUUGUCUUGCCCAGCCUCACUGUCCAUCACUCCAGUGCCUUCUUACAGUAGCAGCAGCCAAGAGACUCUCAGUCAAGAUACAACAGGUUUAAGUUUAUCUCUUCAUGGGGCUGAAAAGCGUUUGCAAAUCCAUCAAAGGCGAAGUGUGGCCAGCCGUCCAGCCUCCCAUCGACCACUUGUGGUCAGACAUUCUUCACUUCCGCCCGUCCGAAGGUCAAUAAAAAUGGAGGCCUCCUCAUCUGGAGUCACUAAUGGGAGAACCAAAAUUCUCCAUCCAGAAGGCCGGGUGGAUUUGCAAAGUUACCCACUGGAUAUGGCAAUGCAGACUGACGGCCCAAAGAGUGACGUGGACUUUUCAGAAAUUCUUAAUGCAAUACAAGAAAUGGCCAAGGAUGUCAACAUUUUUUUUGAUGAAUUAGAAGCUGUCAAUAGUCCUUGCAAAGAUGACGAUUCUCUCCUUCACCCCGGUAACUUGACCAGUACUUCAGAUGAUGCGAGUAGAUUGGAAGCUGUGGGAGAGGUAGCACCAGAAAAAAACAGAUCCAAUGGGCUUUAUUUUAGAGAUGGAAAAUGUCGGAUUGACUACAUCCUUGUGUACAGGAAAACCAACCCACAGACUGAAAAAAGGGAAGUGUUUGAAAGAAAUAUUAGAGCAGAAGGCUUGCAAAUGGAGAAGGAGUCCUCUGUCAUAAAUAGUGACAUUAUCUUCGUGAAGUUGCAUGCCCCCUGGGAGGUGCUAGGCAGAUAUGCAGAAGUCAUGAAUGUCAGAAUGCCUUUCAGGAGAAAAAUCUAUUACCUGCCCCGCCGGUACAAGUUCAUGAGCAGGAUCGAUAAACAAAUAAGCAGGUUUCGAGGAUGGUUACCUAGAAAGCCUAUGAGACUGGACAAGGAGACACUGCCAGACCUGGAGGAAAAUGACUGCUACACUGCCCCUUUCAGUCAGCAAAGGAUCCAUCACUUCAUCAUUCACAACAAAGACACUUUCUUCAACAACGCCACCAGAAGUAGAAUCGUGCAUCACAUUUUACAAAGAAUUAAAUAUGAAGAAGGGAAAAACAAAAUUGGUCUGAAUCGAUUGCUUACUAAUGGCUCCUAUGAAGCUGCAUUUCCACUUCACGAGGGAAGUUACAGAAGUAAAAAUUCCAUUAGAACUCACGGAGCGGAAAACCACAGGCACCUGCUGUAUGAAUGCUGGGCCUCCUGGGGCGUGUGGUAUAAAUACCAGCCCUUGGAUCUCAUACGGCGGUAUUUUGGCGAGAAGAUCGGUCUGUACUUUGCCUGGUUGGGCUGGUACACAGGAAUGCUCUUCCCAGCUGCCUUCAUUGGACUCUUUGUCUUUUUGUAUGGAGUUACCACUCUGGACCACUGCCAAGUCAGUAAAGAAGUCUGCCAAGCUACCGAUAUCAUCAUGUGUCCUGUGUGCGAUAAAUAUUGUCCUUUCAUGAGGCUGUCAGACAGCUGUGUUUAUGCCAAGGUAACCCAUCUUUUUGACAAUGGAGCUACCGUCUUUUUUGCUGUUUUCAUGGCAGUCUGGGCAACCGUUUUCCUGGAGUUUUGGAAGAGAAGGCGAGCAGUAAUUGCUUAUGACUGGGACUUGAUCGACUGGGAAGAAGAGGAGGAAGAAAUACGGCCCCAGUUUGAAGCCAAAUACUCCAAGAAAGAGCGGAUGAACCCCAUCUCGGGAAAACCAGAACCUUAUCAAGCAUUUACAGAUAAAUGCAGCAGACUUGUUGUUUCUGCAUCUGGAAUAUUUUUUAUGAUCUGUGUAGUGAUCGCCGCCGUGUUUGGAAUCGUCAUUUAUCGUGUUGUGACUGUCAGUACUUUUGCUGCCUUCAAGUGGGCUUUAAUCAGAAAUAACUCUCAGGUUGCGACCACGGGAACAGCAGUGUGCAUCAACUUUUGUAUCAUCAUGCUGCUGAACGUGUUAUAUGAAAAAGUUGCUCUUCUUCUGACAAAUUUAGAGCAGCCUCGCACCGAAUCUGAAUGGGAGAACAGCUUCACUUUGAAAAUGUUUCUUUUUCAGUUUGUCAAUCUGAACAGCUCUACCUUUUACAUUGCAUUCUUCCUUGGAAGGUUUACGGGACAUCCAGGUGCUUAUCUGAGGCUGAUAAACAGGUGGAGACUAGAGGAGUGCCACCCUAGCGGAUGCCUUAUUGAUCUCUGUAUGCAAAUGGGCAUUAUCAUGGUGCUAAAGCAGACCUGGAACAACUUCAUGGAGCUUGGCUACCCGUUAAUUCAGAACUGGUGGACCAGGAGAAAAGUCCGUCAAGAGCAAGGCACACAGAGAAAAACCAGUUUCCCACAAUGGGAAAGGGACUAUAACCUGCAGCCCAUGAAUGCUUAUGGGCUCUUUGAUGAAUACCUAGAAAUGAUUCUACAGUUUGGCUUCACCACUAUUUUUGUCGCAGCCUUCCCCCUGGCACCGCUCCUGGCCUUACUGAACAACAUUAUUGAAAUCCGACUGGAUGCGUACAAAUUUGUGACGCAGUGGAGGCGGCCUUUAGCUUCAAGAGCCAAAGACAUAGGAAUCUGGUAUGGAAUUCUUGAAGGCAUUGGGAUUCUCUCUGUAAUCACAAAUGCAUUUGUCAUAGCCAUAACAUCAGACUUCAUCCCUCGCUUGGUUUAUGCUUACAAAUACGGACCUUGUGCAGGCCAAGGAGAGGCUGGACAAAAAUGCAUGGUUGGGUAUGUUAACGCCAGCCUGUCUGUGUUUCUCAUUUCUGACUUUGAAAAUCGAUCUGAGCCCGCAUCGGAUGGAAGCGAAUUCUCGGGAACACCGCUAAAAUACUGCAGAUACCGAGAUUAUAGAGACCCUCCUCACUCGCUGGUCCCCUAUGGCUACACACUGCAAUUCUGGCACGUCCUGGCCGCACGUCUGGCUUUUAUUAUUGUAUUUGAGCAUCUUGUAUUCUGCAUAAAGCAUCUGAUUUCCUACCUGAUCCCAGACCUUCCAAAAGAUUUAAGGGAUCGAAUGAGAAGAGAGAAAUACCUAAUUCAGGAGAUGAUGUAUGAGGCUGAAUUGGAACGCCUCCAGAAGGAACGCAAGGAGAGGAAAAAAAAUGGGAAAGCUCACCAUAAUGAGUGGCCUUGACUGGUUCACUGACUGUUCAUUUGAAUGCAAAGGAUCCGUCUUCUGUUUACUUAUUUCAACUGUGGAAGAGCUCUACCUUUAAGAAAAUGAAAAAAAAAUGC
This is a messenger RNA of Antechinus flavipes (yellow-footed antechinus), 3434 nucleotides long. It is a transcript of the gene ANO4, whose product is annotated as anoctamin 4. Gene Ontology annotation, molecular function: protein dimerization activity; chloride channel activity. Gene Ontology annotation, cellular component: plasma membrane. The coding region runs from base 466 to 3333 and encodes 955 amino acids. The record is from RefSeq and is a predicted model, not a curated record. Gene Ontology annotation, biological process: chloride transmembrane transport. The transcript has 29 exons. Lineage: Eukaryota; Metazoa; Chordata; Mammalia; Dasyuromorphia; Dasyuridae.